Molecule: messenger RNA, 1737 nt
Organism: Monomorium pharaonis (pharaoh ant)
Lineage: Eukaryota; Metazoa; Arthropoda; Insecta; Hymenoptera; Formicidae
Gene: UQCR-C2
Product: cytochrome b-c1 complex subunit 2, mitochondrial
Exons: 7
Coding region: 124-1470 (448 amino acids)
Cellular component (GO): mitochondrion
Molecular function (GO): metal ion binding
Source: RefSeq, a predicted model, not a curated record
CUGUUGGCUAUGGUCGACUAUGGUCGACUAGUGUAGUGGUGGUCUGCUCCUGGCAGCUGCUCCUGGUCCUUGUACCUUGUACUGUUUCUCACACCUUACUUCUCUGACGGAAAGCACCACGAAAUGGCUUGUUCCGCUGUGCGAUCACCCGUUCUGCGUAGUCCUACGGUAAGGCAUUAUGCAGCUGCAGCAGCUGCCACAGCUGCUCAAUGUUCCAAUGUUGCAAUUCCAGAGCUUCAGGUAUUAUCGAAUAAUAAGGUGACAGUCAUUGCGCUUGAUAAUAAUAGUCCUGUCGCUCGAGUAUCGAUUGUCUUCAGAGCUGGCUCACGCAACGAGACGUAUGACACGCAAGGCGUGAUGCAUCAUAUCCGAGUUGCUGCUGGCCUGAGCACCCAGAGGUCAACAACCUUCGGAAUAACUAGGAAUAUCCAGCAACUUGGUGGAAGUUUGACUGCGACCACUGACCGUGAAAGCAUUGCAUACACAUUGCAAAUUACAAGGAAUAAUUUAGCCAAGGCUUUGACUUUCCUAGAGGAUGUCACCACCCGGCAAUUAUUCCUACGAUGGGAAAUAUCUGAUCAACUGCCCGCUAGAAUGCGCUAUGAAUUGUCCAUGAUGCCCAACACUACCCGUGUAAUGGAAUUGUUGCACAAAGCGGCUUAUCGUACUGGACUAGGCUAUUCUAUAUAUUCGCCAAAGAGACAAAUUGGCGAAUUCAGUCCAAGUGUUCUGCAACAAUUUGUCAAUAAUUGGUUUACUGGCUCCAAGUGCACGGUUGUAGCAACAGGCGUACCGCUGUCAGACGCGAUACAAUUCGCUUCGAGUCUAGAAGUAAGUUCGGAAGAUAAUACCGUGCAAGCUGCCAAGUAUCAUGGAGGGGAACUUCGCAAGGAACGAUUCUCCGAAUUGUCCACCGUAGCAGUAGCCGUUGAAGCAGCUGGUUUAAACAAGGAGAAAGACGUCCUCGCUAGCGCCGUGUUGCAGAGAGCAAUUGGUUCUGGUCCUCGUGUAAAAUGGGGUUCCAGUGUAGCUCCAAUGUACAGGACGGUCUCCAAAAGUUCAAGUACCGACGAAUUUGCCCUUUCGGCGUUUUACGCUUCUUACAGCGAUUCUGGACUGUUUGGGUUUGUUCUAUCCUCGUUACCCAGUGUCGUCGGUUCCGUAACAAAAGUUGCUACUGCGUAUCUAAGAUCACCCAAGCUUUCCGAUGCUGACAUCGCGCGCGGCAAGACUACGUUAAAGGCGGAGAUAUUAUAUGCUGCGGAUAAUGAUGCCGCGGUCUUGGAAAAUAUGGGACAGGAAGCAAUUUUCAAGAGACGUGUGUACAAACCAUCUGAUCUUGUUGCACAAGUAGACAAAUUAACUGCAUCCGAAGUCAAAUCGGUAGCCGAAAAACUUGGUGGCGGAAAAUUGUCCAUGGGUGCAAUCGGCAAUCUAUCUACUGUUCCAUAUGUCGAUGAAUUGAAAUAGAUACAAAAUGAAAAUCCAAACAAUACCGCUCUUAACGUGAGCCUUCGUGUUCUAAAUAUUUUCUAAAUAUGUACAUGCUCUUAUUCUAGUUCAGAGAUGUACACGUUUAUCAAAAUGUAGAGACUCUACUUGCGAUAUUAAUAAUAAAAGAUAUCGCUGUAGCUUGUAUGAUUGAAUAAUUGUCUUGAUUUUAGUUUUUACGUUUAGUGUAACGAUACGAAAAGGAAGUUGAAACGAGAGAUGCUAAAAAUAACAUCAAAAUCAUGU